Messenger RNA from Nomascus leucogenys (northern white-cheeked gibbon), 1358 nucleotides. RefSeq names its product exosome component 4 (gene EXOSC4). The transcript is spliced from 4 exons. Gene Ontology annotation, cellular component: cytoplasmic exosome (RNase complex); nucleolus; nuclear exosome (RNase complex). Gene Ontology annotation, biological process: nuclear mRNA surveillance; U4 snRNA 3'-end processing; rRNA catabolic process. Lineage: Eukaryota; Metazoa; Chordata; Mammalia; Primates; Hylobatidae. The coding region runs from base 568 to 1338 and encodes 256 amino acids. The record is from RefSeq and is a predicted model, not a curated record.
UGGAAGCUCGGUGUAAAGGGAGGGCAUGAGAAGGCUGGAGAGGUGCCAGGUGUGGACCAUCCGGGGACACCAGCCUGGUCACUUUCCUAGGACCGCUCAAUGCCUUCUGUCAGUGUCGCAACCCACUGGGUUCAUCCUUCCACUUUCACACUUGGGGCGCGGGGAAGGGCUGAAUGCAGGCACCACUGGUCACGAGGGCGUGACUGGGGAAUUCCUCCUUCGGCGGGCGCCCACCUCCUUGCACCCGUGGCACAGCUCCGGGAACGGCUGCGGGCCCAGCCGCUGCUUCCCCGGAGACAGAAGUGGAGCCGGACCGCCGGAAACCGUAGAUCCGGGGAGGUCGGGGCCGCGGUGAACUCCAGUUCCCCGGGACCGGAAGUGACAGCGGACCGCCGGACACCGCAGAUCCAGGGAGGUUGGGGCCGCGGAGAGCUGUAGUUCCCCGGAACCGGAAGUGAUGGCGGACCGCCGGAAACCGUAGAUUCGGGGAGGUCGGAGCCGCCGGGAGCUGCAGUUCUCCCGCGGCUCAGAGAAGUACGCAGAGAGCGGAGCUGGCGGCCGGGCAGCAUGGCGGGGCUGGAGCUUUUGUCGGACCAGGGCUACCGGGUGGACGGGCGGCGCGCCGGGGAGCUGCGCAAGAUCCAGGCGCGGAUGGGCGUGUUCGCGCAGGCUGACGGCUCGGCCUACAUCGAGCAGGGCAACACCAAGGCGCUGGCGGUGGUCUACGGCCCGCACGAGAUCCGGGGCUCCCGGGCUCGAGCCCUGCCGGACAGGGCCCUAGUGAACUGUCAAUAUAGUUCAGCGACCUUCAGCACAGGUGAGCGCAAGCGACGGCCACAUGGGGACCGUAAGUCCUGUGAGAUGGGCCUGCAGCUCCGCCAGACUUUCGAGGCAGCCAUCCUCACACAGCUGCACCCACGUUCCCAGAUUGAUAUCUAUGUGCAGGUGCUACAGGCAGAUGGUGGGACCUAUGCAGCUUGUGUGAAUGCAGCCACGCUGGCAGUGCUGGAUGCUGGGAUACCCAUGAGAGACUUUGUGUGUGCGUGCUCAGCUGGCUUCGUGGACGGCACAGCCCUGGCGGACCUCAGCCAUGUGGAGGAAGCAGCUGGUGGCCCCCAGCUGGCCCUGGCCCUGCUGCCAGCCUCAGGACAGAUUGCGCUGCUUGAGAUGGAUGCCCGGCUGCACGAGGACCACCUGGAGCGGGUGUUGGAGGCUGCUGCCCAGGCUGCUCGAGAUGUGCACACCCUCUUGGACCGAGUGGUCCGGCAGCAUACCUACCUGCCUGAGCCCCGACUACCAGCUCCUGCAGUCUGGACCCUGGGACUGCUUCUCCCCUAAUAUUCCAAGGAUCUCCUGGC